Tigriopus californicus is the source of this 1611-nucleotide messenger RNA. RefSeq lists its product as uncharacterized. The transcript is spliced from 4 exons. The coding region runs from base 352 to 1479 and encodes 375 amino acids. NCBI's taxonomy places the organism in Eukaryota, Metazoa, Arthropoda, Copepoda, Harpacticoida, Harpacticidae. The record is from RefSeq and is a predicted model, not a curated record.
AGCAACCCUGAGUGGCUUACCAAAAUAUCGAGCUCGCCGUUCAUUUUCCGUGGGUGAAUAUGUUGAAUUGCGGAUCCUCUCUCGAGCGUAGGGCUAAAGUCACGGACAUUAUGAACGGUAGUAAGUAAGUGUACUGAAUGAAAGCACAUUCACAUCGCCCUCAUCAGUUGGAAAAUUCCCGUUGAAGCGAGCAUCCCUCAUUCUCUUCCGCAUAGUUCAAGCUCAUCUCAUUAGUGAGUGAACCAGAACUACUCUUGAACCGGAUAUUGUGUUAACAAACUGCUUCCUCUUGCUGAGCAAACAAGUCGGGAAUUCCACGUGGGACACGAUCAAAAGGAUUGGAAGGCAACGAUGAAAACCGCCAGGGCCAAGAUUAAGGCCAAGCCAACGGCUGCUAUCAACUGCUCUCCACUUCGAAGACGUGUUUUUGUACCCAAUCAAAUGGGGGCCACCAAGAAGCCCGCCUCGGAUUUCUUCCCCGGUUUUGGACUGCAUUUCAAAAGCUCGGGAGUUCGUCGAGUUCUCGCACAGUAUUCGCAAAUGGAAGCCGAGGCCAUGUCUAUGAAGCAACGAUACAUCGAGACCAAGCAGAAAUAUCGAGCACUCCGAGACAUGAUGAAGGAUCAGAGGAUCAAAUCCCGGGAACUUAUGGUCCAAUGUGCCUUGAAAUUGCAGGACAAGGAGAGAGAAGUCCGCGAGAUCCAAAGGACCAAAGAUGAAGAUCUCAAUCGGAUUGCGCGGGAAUUGACGCUUCUCAGGUCGAAUUUGUUGCGUGAGCAGAAGCGACUUCAGCAGAAUAUGAGAACCAAAGACUUGACGAUCGCCCGGCAAACCAAAGAAAUCGCACUUUUGAAGGCCAGGAAUGACGAAUUGGAGCGAUUUGCGGCCAAAACGGCCGAAGUUGUCCGUGACGAUAUGGACACGCCCAGUUCGAUUGAAAGUGACGAUUCGCCUAAUUCAAGUUUCUCCAUGCCCAAAUUCGUGAUCAAGCCCAAGGAAGAGUUCGAUGCCAAGGCGAGUUUGCCGCCCCCACCUGCUUUACCACGCCCUCCCACAGUGACCCGGCGGGUUCGAUUCCAGUCGGCAGACGAGGCGUUUCUAUCCACUCCGAAACCAGAUUUGCCCAGAAAAGUGUUCAAGACCAAAUCCGACGAGGGCCAAACGAGCAAUAGUCCCAAGGACAGUGGACGAGAAACGGAUUCCUCGGAAUAUUCUGAUAAACAUUCACCUCCAAAUAUGACAGCCCGUGAUUCGAGGUUCUCCCAAUUCAUCGAAGAAUCGGGAAUGAAUCAGAAAGCCAUUAUGUCUCCCAGUUGGCUUUUAACCAAUCACAAACACUUCCGAAAGCCGAGUGAAGUGAAAUCCAGGGACAAGAUCCGGACAGUUGUCUCGGAUCUGACCGUUUUAGAAGAGCAUCAGUUCAAUAACGCCAAUGGGAAAGUGACCAAAGUCAUGUAUUGGUCUGAACCCUACCUGUAACCAUGACAUGCCGUUCUCAAUUAUGUCGUUGCCGUACAUUUAUAUAUGCUUAAAUAUGCCUGAUUGUUAUCCCAUCAUUGUCUAGUCGAGAUAUCAAAGAAACAAGGAUCAUGCUCCUCGAUUACCAAUCAA